Messenger RNA from Gossypium arboreum, 911 nucleotides. RefSeq lists its product as uncharacterized. Bases 30 to 782 code for a protein of 250 amino acids. NCBI's taxonomy places the organism in Eukaryota, Viridiplantae, Streptophyta, Magnoliopsida, Malvales, Malvaceae. The transcript has a single exon. The record is from RefSeq and is a predicted model, not a curated record.
CCCCCCCCUCAUUUUCUUGUUAAACAAACAUGGAUUCCUUCGAACUUGACAACGUUAAAGCAGAGAAAGAAGAUGCUUUGCGGAGAUACAACAUGGAGAGGAAGCUAAGGUUGGGUCUUCGCUAUAUGGGGUUUUUGUUGGUUUUGUUUUUGAUAUCAUGGUCUUGGUCCCCCCCUUUGAUUCCCCACAUCAUCGAGGUUGCCGGAGAUCUUAGCCAACGUUACAUCAACACUCUUAAUGACCCUUUCUUCAUUUUCAUCCUUAUGAACAUCAUCAUCCUUGUUGUUUAUAUUCUGUCUACCCAGAAACAAUCUACCAGCUCCGGUAUCUACGAUGAGUACGUGUGCUCUCACCGGAGUAUAAUACCCGCGGAGGCGACCGUGCUCGACAAACAAAUCGUCGUGGUGGAAAAUGCGGUUGAUGUUGCAGAGACAAAACGCCCGCUUUCACAAAUUAAACAACAACCUUGGACGACGAAGACGAAGCCUGCAAUAACUUCAACUGAUAAAGUGAAGCAAAAAGAGUACCGACGAACACGAUCAGUGGUGUCAGAAUCUGGAAAACGGCGUCCCCGCCGGGUGUAUAGAAGAUCGGAGACGGCAAUAACGGGCAGAGAACUAGUUGUUUGUAGUGCAGAAUCGGCAAGGGAAGCGAUACAUGAGAUGAGCAAUGAAGAGUUUCAGUUAAAAGUAGAUAGUUUCAUUGCUGAAAGAAGGAAAGCCCUAAUGCAAGAAAACAUUGCGCAUUAUACAAAAUGCAUGUCUAUUGUGGUUAAGAAUUAGCGGGGGAUUAAUUACACAAAAAAUUAGUGAUGGGAAUUAUUAGGUUUCGGGAUUGUAAUCUUGUUGAGUUGUACAGUGAAUAAUAUUUCCCAGGUUUUCUGGGAAAAAUAAAAACUCAUCUUUGUUCAA